Molecule: messenger RNA, 5233 nt
Organism: Cyprinodon tularosa
Lineage: Eukaryota; Metazoa; Chordata; Actinopteri; Cyprinodontiformes; Cyprinodontidae
Gene: cramp1
Product: cramped chromatin regulator homolog 1
Exons: 20
Coding region: 120-3572 (1150 amino acids)
Biological process (GO): pattern specification process
Cellular component (GO): nucleus
Molecular function (GO): chromatin binding
Source: RefSeq, a predicted model, not a curated record
GCGCAGAGUUCAGCUCAGUCGAAGCAGGAGCAAGGAGAGAGGGUAGACAGCAGAGGGAUCGCUUUCGGCUUUAUUAUGCUCAAUUUGAUCGCUAAUUGCCAAGCAAAGAGGGAGGACUCAUGGUGAAGAGAAAGAAGACGUGUUCCACCUCCGAAGAGCUUGAUAAUGGCAUGACACUUGGCUCCAGGGAGGCGAUCGGUGUCGAUGGGAAGCGGAAUCCGUCCAGAAAGCCCGAAGGUUGCGACGAGGAGGAGAGCGGAGAGCAGGCGAGCGACGAGCGCAGUACAAAGGGAGAGGAGCGAGUGGAAAUUCUUAAUCCAUCAACCACGGGUCCCAGCUCCGGUCCGACCACGGUCCUACCCGGGUCCCCACCGAACCGGACCGGAGCGGGUUCGAACCAGCAGCCCCAGAGCUCCGCGGAACCCGCCCCUCCGUGUCACGACCAGCAUCAUUUUCUGCGAUCGAGUGUCCGACCUCCCAGCAAACGGAUACGGAAGGAUUCAAUCGGAUCCACCAUCAAUGGGCACGGCGGGGCAAAAUCGAAAGGGGCAGAAAACGGUUCAUCCUCCCAUGGGGCUGUGGGACAGUCUGUGGCCAGCUCAGCAGCAGGAGUUUCCAAGAACCCAAAGGGCCAGGGAUCUGCUGAGAAAGAGGAGCCAGGUGGAAACCAGAAGCGAGCGCGUCGGCAGUGGGAGUCGUGGAGCGCUGAGGAUAAAAACAGCUUCUUUGAGGGGCUUUAUGAGCAUGGGAAGGACUUUGAGGCCAUCCAGAAUAAUAUCGCAAUGAAGUACAAAAAGAGAGGAAAGCCAGCCAACAUGGUGAAGAACAAAGAGCAGGUCCGCCAUUUUUACUACCGCACCUGGCACAAGAUCUCCAAACACAUCGACUUUGCCAAUGUUUACUCCCGUGUUUUGAAAAAAUCUUCACAAGAGCUGUACGGUCUUAUCUGCUAUGCCGAGCUGCGCAAAAAAGUUGGAGGAUUGAUGGAUGAGAAGAACGUCGCAAAGCUGAAUGAACUCAUCCAGCAGGGGGCCACCACUGUGCGCUCCAAGGGGAGAAACCUACGGAUCAAAGCCCCCAUGUGCCGAGCACUGAAGAAACUCUGCGAUCCAGAUGGGGUGAGUGAUGAAGAAGACCAGAAGCCAGUGCGCCUUCCUCUUAAGGUGGCGGUGGAGCUCCAGCCUCGCAGUAACCACUCCUGGGCCCGUGUUCAGAGCUUAGCCCACAAUCCCCGCCUCAGGAUGGUGGUGGAGCUCCACAGGAAAGUCUCCUGCCUCAUCGAGUACCUGAAACAGAAGUGGGCUUACCAAGACCAGCGAAUUCUGAAGAGUCUCAUGGAGCGGGAGGCUCUAGAAGGCAGCCAGUCCAGUCCAGACUCUCCCAGCAAAGCCCAGCAGCAGGAGCUCACGCUCUUCCCAGCAGAGAACAGCGCCCUGACUACACUGCCUGGUGUGGCUCGGGUAGUUCACUCCAAGGCCUCGUGCACCGUCCACUGGUUAGAAAGCGGCAAGAGCCGACCCAGUGUCAAAGAGCUGCCGGCGGUCCAGAUCCUGGGCAUCCAAAGUGCGGCGCCUCUUCGAGGGGGCAGCAAAUCUGGACGAGGAGGCUCUGCUGCUGCCAGCACGUCUGCGGCGGCUAACCCUGACCCAUCACCAGACGGUUCUGGAAAGCUGGAGGAGAAGAAACCUCCACCGUGCUCCCUUUCCUCUCAGCAGACUGUGACUCUUACAGAAGAGGGAAACGGGACAGUAUCUACAGAGACUGGGAGGAUAUGUAGUGCAGUGGAGGACAAUGGCAGCGAGGAGUUCCUAUCAGAUCAGUGCAAAGAGGAGCAGAGCACAGGGAUCUCCUCAGAUCCAAAUGCAGCCAAAGCUGCAGUGACUGUCUCAGAGGAGAAUGUGUCACAGGGCUCUGCACCGCCAGCAAAAGAACGGACAGUAGAACAGAUCAGGGAGGAGGGGUGGAGCGCCCGCGAUGCAGAAAAUGUUACCCUGGCUGAGCUCUACCUGAUGUUUGGGAAGCCAGGCAAGCUGCAGCUGGAGUACGAGUGGCAGCCGGCCGCCGCUGCUUCCAGCAACCAGGAGAACGGAGCGACCUCAGAGCCACCUAAGCCCCACAGGACGAACAGGGUGUUACGCUGCUUACUAAAGCUGGUUUCCACUGAGAUCAAUCCUAAACCUCUGGUUUCAGAGGUGUGCUCCACAGCCACGUCGCCUCUGAAGACCAGCCAGGAGGAGCAGAACCAGGUUCUAACGCCUCCAGGAAAGAGCCCAAUCUCAGGUGUUCGCAGCCCCAGCUUCGGCCGGACCCAGGCCUCUGUCCGUGGGGCCAGGACCCUCCCGCCAAACGCAGCUGCCUCUGGUGGGCGUAACCUGCCUCGGUCUCUGCUGGGGUCAGCUGGCGACUCGGAAGGCACCGUGUUCGCCGUUCCCACCACGCUCCCUCCCAACAGCUCGCGACACAACAGAAUGUUCUCUCCCAACAAGGAGGCUCAGCUGGCCUUCAGGCAGCAGCUGGACUCCAUCAGCAUGCAGUCAGAUCUUUUCCUUUCCAGACAGAGAAAACCUCGGAACAGGCAGUUUCGGAAACCUCUAGUAGUUCAGCGAACGCUUCUCCCCAGGACAACGGGGGACACUCCUCAACAUGUCUGCUCCUUCUCCAUCCUCUCCAACUCCUCUGCUACAGGAACUGGAUCCUUCCGGCCAAUCAACACUCGCCUGGCUCCGUCCUCUCGCCCUCCAGUGACCAAAACUUCGCCUCCUGCGUCCGGCGGCUCCACAGUGCCCAGCCAGUUGUCCAGCGCCAUCGACCUGGCAGCAAAGACUGCCGGCAUCAUCCCUGGCAGCCCCUGUGGGGAGUUGGAUUCCCCUGCUGUUAACGCCGCUGUUCUCCCAACAACACCCACUGUUGAUGCUGCCGCAGACUCCCAGCUCCUGCAGCAGAAUGUCCCUGAGAACGGUCUACCUCCUCCAUCUCCUGGAGCCACAGGCGGUGGGGACUCCCUCCUCUCUCCACCCAGCGUCGUCUCACUCCUGGACAUCUCUCUGCCAGGCCCCCCCGAGGAGGCCCUCACCCCUGGAGAACCUCAGACACACAUUAGCGACUCCAUAAUCGAACUAGCCAUUAACUCGACAAACUACGCAGGUGAGGAGGCCACCCUCUCUCCAGCCAAGCUGGGUAAUGCAGACCCCUCCAAGCUGUUGGCCUCGUCUCCCUCCGUCAGCCCGUCCAGAGGAUGGAUCCCGUCUCCCAGCCAUGACCCUCAGUGGUACCCCAGCGACUCCUCUGACUCCACGCUGGGAUGCCUCCUUUCUAGUAUGGUUUCCCCUGAUAAGAGCAGGCGUACCGCCCUCACCCCCUCCGGCCCCUCGAGCGGCACAGCCCUGCUCGGCCCUAGUCUCCUGGACUGCAAUUCCCAUGACUCCUUCCAAUCCCGUGGCCUUCCUGAUGUGGCGGAGAUGGACUCUCAGCUUGUCUGCAUGAUGAGUGAGAGCAGCGUGGACUAUAUCGCUCGCUUCAAUGACCUGGCUCAGGAGCUGGCCGUCACCGAGCCCUCCAUCCCUCCUCCGUGAGGAACAGAGCCAUCUGGAGGACACAAAUCACUUUGCCUCCUCUUUGGAUGAAAGCUUGGUCUCACCAUCAAAGCCAUCCCUGCCCUGGAGUAUAAGUGCAAUAAUAACGGUGAAACCUGAGCUUUGGUUUCCCCUGAACUCUUAUUUAAGAUAAAAAGAAAAAAAACACCCUUUAAAAUCAACACUUUAGAGGAAUUAACGUGUUUACAAAACACCACCUCAUGUACAUGAUAAAUACUAUGCCAUAUCUGAACAAAAGGUUUUCACCAGUCAUGUCUCAUCCUUUCCUGUAUGUCUGUGUUGUUUUGUUUCUACUCUUAUAUCAGACCCGUAAAAUGUGGAAAUCCAGCAAAAUGUGCAAAACCUGACCUUAAAAGUGGUUAAUUUAUGUUUUUUAACAAAUGGCAGCGAGUAACUGGCUAAUUAAGAUGAGGUACUCGCUAUAAUGAAGUUGUAAUGUAAAAACCAGCGACAGCAUCUUCUCAUUGUGCCCACAUUUCAGGCGUUAUUCAUCUCAUAUCGGUCCCAGUAUUUUUGGGUGAGAUUCAACAGUGCUCCCUUUGAACUCCCUUUGUUUUCUUACAGCCACUCACCAAAUGGCAGCUUAACAAUUAACUCUACUGAAGUGAUAUUUUUGUAGCUACUGGCUUGAAAUUACACACAAAAAAAAACAUUCAUUUCAAUAGGAUCAUUUAAAAAGGCAGUUUUAUUUUGGAAGUUGGCCGAAAAGUCAAUUUUGGCUUCUUUCUUAACCAAACGCUUGUUUUUCGUGUGUUUUUUUUUCCAGCUCUGGAAUACUUUUUAAUCAUCUAAUACUUAUCUUAACUCCAACACGCUCCUCUUUUGGCUAUGAUUACUUUAGUUGUUAUUUUCCCUAUUAUUUCAGAUUGUUUUCUGCAGUUAGUUUACGCGUAAAGUGUAAAGGCGUGCAGUCAGAAGAAUGUAACUGGAUCAAACACUAAAGCCAUACUAGCUUUUUAGCUUAACAACUCCCUUAAGAUCAACCCCCCUCUGACUGUUAUUAAAAACACUAUUGCUAACAUUAAUAUGAUUGGCUCCUGAACGUCUUCGUCCCUUAGCAUUAUGUCACUCUGGUUAAAAUAACAGCUUCCUCUAUCUGUGCAGUUUCCACAUACAGUUUUUGCAACAUGCAUCCUGCUGUUAGCCCAGACUGGGUGCAAUCAGGGUUCAUACAUGCCGUAGUCUUGUCCACAGCAUCAUCCUACAUUAAGAGUGUAAACUACAGGACGGCUUUUUACUAUCAUUCCACAAAAAGUAAUUCAGAAUGCUUUGCUUUUCUAUUAGCUCAUCAGUAGCUUUGAAGUCACAAAAUGUAAAAGCUCUGACGUGUGAGAUAUCUUAGCAGCUUCAUUUUGUGACACUAGAGUCUAUAUAAGGAAUAAGAGGCAGGUUUUAUAUUUUAUUCUGAAAGGUUUUUGUCGUUUUUUCUGUUGAAGGAUUUGUACAAAUGUCAAUUCCAAAAUUCUCUACGCUUGUGUAACAUAAUGUAAAAUUGAUAUUUGGACUAUUUAUUAACAUUUCUUAAAGUGUUUUUUUUUUCUGUUUAACUUAAUAUUAAGGUGGCAUCUUAAAAGGAUAAACCUGUUUUAAGUUUUGUAAGAGCUGGUUUUAUUACAUGUAUAAAGAUAGAUGCAACGUCU